Spea bombifrons (plains spadefoot toad) is the source of this 3831-nucleotide messenger RNA. RefSeq names its product probable cation-transporting ATPase 13A4. Gene Ontology annotation, molecular function: polyamine transmembrane transporter activity; ATP hydrolysis activity; ATP binding. The transcript has 30 exons. Gene Ontology annotation, biological process: intracellular calcium ion homeostasis; polyamine transmembrane transport. Lineage: Eukaryota; Metazoa; Chordata; Amphibia; Anura; Pelobatidae. Bases 125 to 3712 code for a protein of 1195 amino acids. Gene Ontology annotation, cellular component: late endosome membrane. The record is from RefSeq and is a predicted model, not a curated record.
ACUAUCCUGGGCUGUGUGCACCUGGUAUUUCCAAGCGAGACGGAUUACUGAAAUAUCAUACCAACAGGAUUACUAGACACACAAUAAACUGUAGUCAGUCCUCUUACUUUUUUAUGUGGGAUUGAUGGGUGAAACAUAUAGGGAAGGACAUCAUGCCCUGCUCAAUAAAGGAGAGGAAAAUGAGAUGGACAUAUUUGGAUUCAGGAGGCACCGAUGCAAAGAAAUCUUGUGCAUUCUUGGAUAUGUUUUCUCUCUUGGUUUCUCCUGGCUUAUACUAUACUGGAAGCCAGAAUGGCAUGUGUGGGCUAACUGUGUUCCAUGUUCCUUGGAAGAUGCCAAUGUUGUACUGCUCAGAACUACGGAUCAAUUUAAAGAGCAUACCUGGAAAAAGGUACUGUGGAUCCAGUUAUCAGACACAGAGUACAGGUCCUAUGCCUCGGUCACUAAAGAUAUAGAUUCCGUCAUUAACAGAGCUGUGAAAAAGCCACAACUCCAUGCUCGAUAUAUACAAGUGCAGAAGAUACGGUACAUUUGGGAUGACUAUACAAAACAAUUCUCAAAAGCUGGAAUCCUAGAAGAUCGCUAUACGUGUAAAUCUAUACAUGAAAACUUUGGUUCUGGUUUUACAAGAGAAGAACAGGAUUUUAGGAGACUUAUCUGUGGAACUAAUAUCAUUGAUGUUGGAAUUCCUCCAAUCUGGAAGUUAUUGUUUAAAGAAGUCCUAAACCCCUUCUACGUUUUCCAGCUCUUCAGUGUAUGUCUUUGGUUUGCAGAAGAAUACAUUGAAUAUUCCGUGGCAAUCAUAAUUAUGUCAUUAAUUUGUAUAGCUUUGUCUGUCUAUACAUUAAGAAUGCAAUCAGUUAAACUUCACAGACUAGUUGAAUCUCACAAUAACAUCAUGGUUUCAGUUUAUGGAAAAGAAACAGGUAUUGUUGAGCAGGAAUCCCGACACCUGGCUCCUGGCGACAUUCUUGUUAUAAAAAGAAACACAAUACUGCCAUGUGAUGCGUUACUUAUCAGUGGCAUGUGCAUUGUGAAUGAAAGCAUGCUUACAGGUGAAAGUAUUCCAGUCACCAAGACUCCUUUGCCUAAGACUGAUAAUACUGAGCCAUGGAAAGUUCACAGCGCACAUGAUUACAAAAGGCACAUUCUCUUCUGUGGAACACAAGUCAUCCAGACAAAGGCUUCUGAUCGAAACCCGUUGAAGGCAGUUGUAAUGAGAACAGGUUUUAAUACGGCCAAAGGGGAUCUGGUACGGUCCAUUCUCUUCCCCAAACCAGUGAACUACAAGAUGUAUAGAGAUGCCUUGAUAUUUCUUUGUUGCCUCAUUGGACUGGCCCUCAUUGGGAUGAUCUUUGCAGUUUGUGUGUUUUCUCUAGCUGGGACUCCAGCUGGGGAGGUGGUGAAAAAGGCCCUGGAUGUGAUUACUAUUGCGGUUCCUCCAGCGCUCCCAGCUGCUCUUACAGCUGGAAUCAUUUAUGCCCAGAAAAGGCUUGAGAAAGCUGGCAUCUUUUGUAUCAGCCCCCAGAGGAUCAACCUUUGUGGGGCACUAAACCUCUUCUGCUUUGAUAAGACUGGAACUUUGACAGAAGAUGGGAUGGAUCUCUGGGGAAUAGUCCCUUCCAACGGAUACCAGUUUCAGAACAUAAUCCCCAUGUCUGAAGACUCAACCCUCCCUUGGGGGCCUCUGUUUGGAGCCCUUGCAUCCUGCCACUCACUGAUUGUACUGGAUGGGAAAGUACAAGGAGAUCCACUGGACCUGAAAAUGUUUGAAUGUACUGGCUGGGUAAUAGCUCACUGUCAGGAGGAUAAUACAGAGGAGUCUAUGCAAUCAAUGACUGUGAAACCUGGUCCAAGUGCAGGCAAUGUGGAUGUUGAAGGCAUAGUUGUCCUACAGCAGUUCCCAUUCUCCUCUGGGUUGCAGCGCAUGUCCGUCGUCACGCAAGUUCUCAAUGGGGAUGAAUAUGCUGUCUACAUGAAGGGAGCACCGGAGAUGGUUGCUUCAUUUUGCAUACCUGAUACAGUUCCCAUCAACUUUUCAGAUGAGCUUGAACAUUAUACAAAGCAGGGGUUUAGAGUUAUUGGACUGGCUUACAAGAUCAUGGACUCAAAAGAGCAUUUUAAUCUAUCCACUUUAAAGAGGGAGGAGGUAGAAUCCAACCUUAGUUUCCUUGGACUCCUAGUGAUGGAAAACAGACUGAAGCUAGAAACUAGACCUGUGUUAAGAGAGCUUGACGGUUCUAAAAUCAGAACGGUCAUGAUCACAGGUGAUAAUCUUCAGACAGCUGUGACUGUUGCUAAAAACUCUGGAAUGAUAUCAGAAGGGAGUAAUGUCGUUUUUAUUGAAGCUCAAGAACCCAGUGAGUCUAACUUGGCAUCUAUCACAUGGACUCUGCUUCAAGGAGGCAAACAAAAAUAUUCUGAGAUUACGGAUGUUUUCCUUAACAUAGAGGAUGAAUCCACAACCGGAAACAAAAAGCCUCCUUUCCAUUUCGCCAUGACUGGGGCUUCUUACAAAGUAAUAUUGCGACAUUUUAACCAUUUGCUGCAGAAGAUAUUGAUAAAUGGAACUAUUUUUGCUCGAAUGUCCCCAGGGGAAAAAUCAAGUCUUGUGGAAGAAUUCCAAAAAUUAGGUUACUAUGUUGGCAUGUGUGGUGAUGGAGCCAAUGAUUGUGGAGCUCUGAAAAUGGCUCAUGUUGGAAUUUCAUUAUCUGAGCAAGAGGCAUCUGUAGCCUCACCCUUCACAUCAAAUACUCCAAACAUCGAAUGUGUCCCACAGCUGAUAAAGGAAGGAAGAGCUGCUCUUGUUACCUCUUUCUGUGUUUUCAAAUACAUGGCUAUUUACAGUAUGAUUCAGUAUAUUGGGGUAUUGCUGCUCUAUUGGCAUCUACAAACAUAUUCCAAUUACCAGUUCCUCUUCCAAGAUCUGGCUAUAACCACUUUGAUUAGUGUAACAAUGAGUCUUAACAAUGCGUUUCCUAAGCUGGCCCCAUACAGGCCUCCAGCCCAACUCGUCUCCCCCCCACUGCUCAUGUCUGUGAUCUUCAAUAUCAUCUUGAGCUUAAUAUUACAAAUAUGUGGUUUCCUCAUUGUCCAAAAACAGACAUGGUUCAACUCAGAUGAUAUAAACAGUGCUUGCAGUCCUGCUACUCAGAGUAGCCCAAAUAUUAGUAGUGAGAGCAAUGUGACCCAUGCCCAGAACCCCGAUAGUUUCCAGAGCUACGAGAACACCACCAUUUGGCUGCUGGGCACUUUAAACUGCCUCAUUAUCGCAUUUGUGGUUUCUAAAGGGAAGCCAUUCCGACAACCUAUAUAUACAAACUAUAUAUUCAUGAUCGUGAUUUCAGUCCAGAUAGCAGUUUGCCUUUUUCUCCUGUUUGCUCAUAUAGAGAACCUGUACAUUGUUAUGGAACUUGUCUGCACCCCUGUCAUCUGGCGGUGGUCUAUGGUGAUAAUGCUGCUUAUAAUAUUGGCUCUUUCUUAUAUUACUGAGGAGGCAGUAAUUGAAAACCAAACACUGUGGAACUGGUUGAAAGAGAAGUUUCAGUAUAGAUCAAAGAGCCCAUACAAGAAGCUGCAACGUUUGUUAGCGAAAGACUCCGAGUGGCCCCCACUCAAUAGAAAAGACCAUGCUGCCCCUGUGGGAUUGCUGCUGACCAGCACAAUGGGAGACUAUGUUAAUCCAAGUUUUGAGAACAAUGAGAUUUCCUGACAUUAUUGGUCAUACGUAUAUAAAAUAUUUUUAAUGAAAACGGAAAUAUUAUACUGGACCAGAUGCUGCUUUCAAAUAUGUUGUAAAUAGAGACACAAAAUAAAAUAAUUUUAAAUAAA